This is a messenger RNA of Lepisosteus oculatus (spotted gar), 3351 nucleotides long. Its product is annotated as butyrophilin subfamily 1 member A1-like. Gene Ontology annotation, cellular component: external side of plasma membrane. Gene Ontology annotation, molecular function: signaling receptor binding. The record is from RefSeq and is a predicted model, not a curated record. NCBI's taxonomy places the organism in Eukaryota, Metazoa, Chordata, Actinopteri, Semionotiformes, Lepisosteidae. Gene Ontology annotation, biological process: regulation of cytokine production; T cell receptor signaling pathway.
ACCGAUAGGUUUUCCCGAAUGCAAAAACCGGGUUUUCAUCUGGAGAGAGAGAGAGAAAGUGAAAGAGAGAAGCAGAAAUGUGCGUGUGAAGCAGUACAGCGCUUGUCAAGACCCAAGGAUGAAAUGUUGAGCCGAGGAUGUCUACUGCAGCCGGACUGGAAACAGGUCGUAUCGGGUGAUAGACCCACACUCGGCGAGCUCCUGACCCUGACCGCGUCUUCAAAGAGCCACUCUGCGGAACUGAGCUGUUGGCUAAUUUGUCUGGCAGUGUUCGAGGGAGCUUGAUCUAUAAAAGCCAUGUAAUAUUUCAAAUACAAGGCAGGAAUGAAAGACGGGUAGAUGGUAAAACCUCUUGCAGCCUACAGCUCAUCGGGGUCAGGUGAUCUGUGUCUGAAACCAGCGCACAGUCUUCCUGCGAGGCGGAGAAAGUUCCCGUUUCGGAUGAGAGAGCUGGGCAGCAGGCGAACGCCUCCACCUUCCGGGCACGAACCCUGUCAGCGGAUCGCCAAAGGAUUCGUGCGCUCGGUUCUCCGAGUCCUUCGGCUGGGCUCAGCGAGAAGAACCGAGCGCCCGGACUCGGCGAAACAACCCGGGAUUGAUCCUCAGAGCACGGGGGAUGAAAGCGGAGACUCCCCCAGAGACGAAUGCGGAAUGAAGUCUGACCAGCUGGACUGGCUCCUUACAUUCCUGCUUCUCCUCCAGCAGACCUCUGUUUCCAGACCAGAGAGGUUCCAGGUUGUGGGUCCUGCUGCUCCCGUUGUGGUGUCCCCUGGUGAAGACGCAGUCCUGCCCUGUUCCCUCUCGCCCAGCGUCAGCGCUGAGGGCCUGGAGGUCAGGUGGUUUCGGGAGGAUUACGAUUCCCCUGUGUGUUUAUUCCAGUACGGCAGCUACAACGUGGAAGGGCAGAACCUGAACUACAGUGGAAGGGCUGAGCUGUUCCUGCAGGAGCUCCCCAGGGGCAACGUGUCUCUCAGGCUGAGUGGCGUGCGGGAGUCUGACAGGGGGUGGUACAAAUGCUUGGUGCAGUCAUCGGAACAUUAUGAAGACGUUCUCAUAGACCUGGCUCUUACCUCCCUGGGCUCCCAGCCCUCAGUGUCUCUCCACUCCCCUGGAGGAGGUCAGACCCAGCUGCUGUGCAGGUCAGAGGGCUGGUUCCCUGCACCUGCAGUGAUCUGGACAGACAGGGAUGGACAUGAUGUGACCUCACUGUCCAGCAGCACAGUGGAGAAGGACAGUCAAGGGCUCCUUAAUGUCAGCAGCUACAUCCUAGUCCAGCAGGAGUCCAACAUCUUCUCCUGUCUGGUCAGAAGCUCUCAACCUGGACCAGACUGGGGAUCUCAGCUCCACAUACCCAGAGACUUUUUCCCUGGACCCUCAGGAUGGAUGGUGGCUCUCUGUGUAACAGCAGCUGUGGCUGCAGCAGCGUCAGCACUUCUGGUGAUCCAGUGGAGGAGAAUGGACAAGGAGGAGUCACUGUGGGAAUCUGAGAUAUAUUACAUUAAUGUAAUAAAUGCUAUUCCCGUCAUUUUGAAAGAGCUGGAUGCUGUGAAGCAAGCUCCUAUCCCUAAAUCACAGUGGCAGUGGCUGUGCAGUGCUGCAGGUGAAGGCUGCCCUAUUCCAGACCUGCAGUGGCAGUGGCUGUGCAGUGCUGCAGCUGAUUUGAGUCUGGACCCUGACACGGCGAACCCCCGCCUCUCCCUGUCCGAGGACGGGAAGAGGGUGAGACGGGGAGAGAAGCAGGAUCUCCCGGACAACCCGGAGAGAUUCGACUGCUGGCGCUGUGUCCUGAGCCGGGAGGGGCUCUCCUCCGGGAGACGCUACUGGGAGGUGGAGAUGAGUGAUGAGUGGAGACUGGGCGUGAUCCGAGAGUCCGCGCAGAGGAAAGGAGGGGUCAGCGUCCUUCCCCAGGAGGGGUACUGGUGUCUGGACUGGGAUUAUCCCCGCCUCUCUGCUCUCACUGCCCCUAAGCUGCGUCUCCCCCUCACUGUGCAGCCCAGGACAGUGGGGGUGUGUGUGGAUAUCGAGGAGAGGAAGGUCUCCUUUUACGCAGUGGAGUCCAGGACUCACAUCUUCACGUUCACUGACAUGGAGUUCAGUCAGGGGGAGAAGAUCUAUGCUCUCUUCUGCACCUGGGAUUCAGAGAAAGACCUAGUGCUGCUGCCUCCUGCCCGUGUCUGACUGCACUCGUAGCUCCCUGAACGAGUGGCUUAUCAUCCAUCUAGCCCUCCUUCCGUUUACAUGUUCAUGGCCGCACGGAAGCCCGAGCCCAGCGGUGUCAGGUAGAGUACACCUACUGGAUGGGACACCAGUCCAUUUCAGGGCACACACACACACCAGGGCCACUUCUCCCAGAAGACAAUUAAUCUACCAGCACUCUGUUUCACCCGGAGGAAAUCUACUGGGAGGAACAUUCAAACUCCACGCAGAUAGCACCCCAGGUCCAGAAUGGAACCCGGACCUGACAGCUGUGCCUCAAUUCUGCGCUGAUUUAACAUCAACAUUAUUUAUGACAACAGUAGUGCAACACUUAGUUAUAAUAAGCACCUGUAUUCUUACCAUGAAACAAUACAAUAAGCAGAGUCAGUACAGUUGUCAUUUCCAAUCAGUGCAGUGUAACUUGUUCUCUGUGCUGCAGUCUCUGUCGAGUUCUGCCCUGUAUUCAUCUCUCUCUGAUUUGUACUUUAGAAACUGAGACUUUUAUCAUCAUUACAAAAGGGUGGACAUCUAUAGAAUUCAAUGAGCGUGUAUUAAAACAGCAAAAGGGAGUAUAUUCUCAAUAUAUUCUAUAAAAGGGAAUAUAUUCUAAAAAACGCAGAGACCUCUUUGCUUCUCUCUCAAUCUCAUAAUUCAUUGGCCGAAGAGCUCAAUUACAUUAUGGCUAAAUCAUAGCAAUAUUAAGCAAUUAUAAAAACACCAUGAUCCCUCAAAGGUGAUAUUAAACUUUUGUGCUGAAUCACAGUGCAUCACUGGUCCUGUGAAGGCUGAUCAAAACUCACUCACACCAGUUGCACUUUUCCCAGAAGCCAACCAACCCACCAGCAUGUCUUUGGCCUGCAGCAGGAACCCUGUGAUAACAUACAGACUCCACACAGACAGUCCAAUAGGACUUGAAGCCAGGACUCCGGAGCCGAGAGGCAGCAAUGCUCACCACAGCUGUAAAUCAAGCAAAUCAAGCGAAAUGGAUCUCGGCCCCUGUGGAUGGACAGGAUGUUUUCAGCUGAAGUGUUUUGUUUUAAAAGAUACAGCCAAUAGCUGACCAAAGAACUGAGAUGCUGAAAUAUUACACCUGUUCGUACGUGUUUUGGAUAUUUGUUCAAAGGUUUAGCAGUAAAGUUUUUUUCUUUCAAAAUG